Equus quagga is the source of this 4577-nucleotide messenger RNA. RefSeq names its product ankyrin repeat and ubiquitin domain containing 1 (gene ANKUB1). Gene Ontology annotation, molecular function: protein binding. The transcript has 12 exons. The coding region runs from base 1307 to 3004 and encodes 565 amino acids. NCBI's taxonomy places the organism in Eukaryota, Metazoa, Chordata, Mammalia, Perissodactyla, Equidae. The record is from RefSeq and is a predicted model, not a curated record.
UAAAAGCGUCCAGGCAGGGCUGCUGACUUCUAAGAGGGCAGGGACGCGGAAUCCGGCCCUCGCGGAGUCACGUCCCACCUUCCCGUCGGAGCCUCCGGGGGGGGGAGGAGGGGUUAGAAGGAACGGAGGUGACUGCCCUCUUUUUUUCAAAGACUCAAGAAUCCCAGCAACUUGCAGUCAAGCGAUUUCGCCCGUGACUUUGCGACAAGCGCUGGACCCGGAGAAGCCUUCCGGACAUCUCAGGAGGGGAAGGUCACAAUGGGUAUCGUUCUUCCAGUUACGAACAAGGGAAGGCACUCUGUGCUGCAUCCAGGCAGAGGAACUGCGCUACACCCUGGAGACCCAUUUCUUCUCCCCUUGGUGUUGAAUGAAGGCAAAUUGGAAGAAAAUAGAUUGGAAAAAUAUUGCAAGAUCAAAUAGGUUUUCCGGGCAGAGAAGUAAAGUCCAUAGAAUGGGAAGCGCUGAAGAGGAAAGACGAGAACACAGAAGAUCUGAGAUGUCACUGUCCUAAUUUGUGGGGAUUUGAUGAAAAUGUCCGGGGUGGAGUAUGAGACACUAUAUAGUUCCAGCAAGUACCCAGGUGAUACUGAUGCUGCUUCUAAAUCGCUGCCAAACUUCCAAAGCAUCAUCCGUCCCUUUUACAGUAUGAUUGCAGCAGACUCAGCAAGAGUGUGUGAUCAAACUUUUGGAUCAUUCUCAACUUCCUGGUGACCACCUGGUUAAUCCAACACUACCUUAUUUCCCCACACCAUCCCCACUGAUGCAAGAUGCCAUUUUUAUCAUAUGUUAAAUUCUUCUGAGUCUAUUUUUAUGCUUUCUAUUUUUCAAUUGAUUUUUCUGACUCUUCAUGUGCCAGGACCACACCAUUUUAAUUAUUGUAGCCUUAUAAUAUGUUUUAACAUCUUGUAGGGUCAUUCAAUCAGCUGUACCCAAGUGAAGAUGGAUUCAAGAGGCAGUGGAUGGUGUAAUUUACGUGUGGCAUCUUUGCAUUACAUGUUUGAAGCUUGUUCACACUUGCCCCGACCAUUGUCAAGUUUGCUGGUUUCCAUAAUACGGGACAAAAGUGGAUGUUGACUGCUGCCACCAGCAGAGAACGUUUCCUCCACAUAGCUGCUGUCUGCCUUGCCCCCGAUGCUGUGAUUCUGCGGGACCCGCCUCUUCACAUUGGCUCAACUCACCUUCGGGCUGGAUAGCAACAGCUGCCUCCCGCCACCAAUUUUGUUCUUACCUGUGAAUCGGAAUUUUUCCAGCUACCCAACAGGAUCUUUGAAAAAAGUGGUGGGGUUUUUUUUUUUUUUUGGAGAAAAUGAGAAUUUUCAUAGCCUUUGAGGGAUCUUUUGACCCGUUUGACGUUUCUGCAGAUGAAACUGUGGAGGCUGUCAAGCUGAUGAUAAAGGAUUAUUUCCACAUUCCUCUCUCUGAGGACGAACAAGGCAGGCGGUAUCUGGAGCUGACGUAUGCUGGAGCAGCCCUGAAGGACAGCUGGAGUCUUGCUGAUGUUGGAAUAUCUUUUUGUUCAACUCUCAAAUGUUUUGUUAAGGAAGAAGAUAAGCCCACUCUCUACGUGUUCAAUGCUGUGACCCAAGAGACGAUGCCGAUAAUGGAGAGCAUUUCCCUUCUUGGUAAAAAAGUGUCUGAUCUGAGAACACUGGUAUCUCUGAGGUGUGGCUUCCCCGUGAGCGUCUUCUGCCUCAGGACCCCAAAGGGACUAGAGAUGUAUGACUGCAACACCCUCAGGGACUACCAGACUGACAUCGGCGCAACACUUCGCUUGGACGUCUGGGAUGGAUGGAAGGAAUUUCUGAUGGGUUGUCUCCUCGGACAAAAACUUAAAGUGCAACGCUAUUUAUCAAACGAAGGACCAGUACUCAAGUAUCAGAAAAGGGUCGCCCUGUACAUCGCCGCCUUUCACGGCCACAUCGAGCUCACUGAGUGGGCCCUGAAGCAGGGCGUGCGGCCCAACGAAGCGGUGGGUGCUCACCCCUGUCGAGCAUGGUGCCACGAAGCCCUUCACGCGGACGUCGCGAAAUGCCCCAUUCACGCAGCUGCAGAGGCAGGCCAGCUGUUGAUUCUGAAGGCCUUUGUCAACGGCAGCGUGCUGUGCCUGGAAUGCAAAAAUGCGGAGGGACAAACUCCCCUGACCGUCGCGUUCAAACACAGGCACAAAGACUGCGUGUUAUAUCUGUUGAGUAAAAUGUGGUCCACAGUUUCUUUUCCGAAAAUUUCAGUCCCCAUGAGGGUUUAUAUUAAAAUAAAACAAUGGAUCCUGAGAGCUCAGAGUCACGGCCUUAAUAAAAGCCAGCUUUGCGGAGUCAGGGUCUUUGGGGCCAAAGUCGGGGACACUGUGAUGGUGGAUGGUUUCAGCAAACCCAGAAUGACCUCCAAGAGCUGGCAUAAGGCUGAGAACCAGGACUCGCAAGGCACCGUGGGCAAGCUCCCGCCCCUCGGGGAGCAAACUGCAGGCCAGAGACCUGUCAGUCCUUGGGCCAUUCCACAGCAGGGCACAAGGGAACCAACCUGCAAAGUUCCUCCGCUGGGAGAUGCAGAUGUGUUCUCUGAAUUGCAAAGAUAUCAACAACAAAAUCGGAAAAAAGUUACUGCCGCAGCUGGGAAAAAAGUGAAGCUCAUAAAAAAUACGUAUCUUCCUCAAGUCCCCCUCCCUCCCGUUUCAAGAGUGGGCUACUCACACCCCUCGUUUUACUACGCAACCCCCAGUGCUGACUUUCUACUCAGAUCCUCCUUCUCAUCGUUCUCUGAGCACAGCGGGAGGACUCCAAGGGAGAACGCCAUCUACUGCUUGGCCGUCGCCAGUGCCUUUAAAGAGAAACGAUGGCUUCAGCAGUUAGGAAUAGCAAGAGUUCUAGCAAAAAAGAGCAUUUCUAACCUGACUACCCAAGGAGGCCUGACAGCAUGUAAAAAUCCUUGGGAAACUGAAACUGCACUGAAAAGUCAUGACAACCCCAGUGUGGGCGAAGACCUGUUCAAACAGAACCUCCAGCUCUAAUGUUAACAUUCCUAACAACUCAGCCUAUAAUUCCUAACAACAGUCCAAAUGCUGCACGACUUUCAACAGGAUAUUUAAUGUUUAACACCAUGUUUUCUUGAACUCCAUCACACUAAGUGAAAAUCUAGGCCAUUUGUUUUUGCACAAAGAGUCUGAGGAAGAAUUCAUAAGAACCUGAGAAUGCAGUCGCCUACAGGGAAACUGGGAGGAUGGGAAACAAGGAUGGGAGUGAGAAUUUUUACUGUUCCUUUCUCUUUUUUGGUUUUCCUGGGUUUGUUUUUAAUGCUUUUAUUUUUUUAAACCAUAUGAAUUGUAGUCUAUAGUUAAAAAAAAUAAAGAGAAUUCUGUAAGCACAGGGAAAGCCCCUAGGACACUUACAAAGACCACGUAGGACUAGUACUGGCCUCAGACAUCAUCUGAACUUCUGCUAAAGCAUUGCUUUCUAUUAGUGUUUACAAACUGACGUAAAGUUUGCAAACAGUGAACUGCACAGAUCUUAAACGUAAGAUUCAAUGGCUGUGACAAAUACAUAGAUCUGUGUAACCAACACCCCAGUCAAGAUGUGAACACUUCCAUUACCCCGGAAAGUUCCUUCAGGCUCCUGAGUCUGCCCCAGUCCCCUCCAGGCGCACGACUCUGAUUUCUCUCUCUGUGCAGUUUCCCAGUCAAAGGAAUCAUACAGUCAUGCACUUUCGCACCUGGGUUAUUCUGCUCAACUUGACGUUCUGAGAUUUAUUUCCUUUGUUGCAUGGAUCAGUAGCACACCCUUUUGUUCUUUGCCACUCUAUGUAGUAAUGGCCCCUUUUUCAUUCCUAAUAUUGGUAACUUUUGCUCUACUUUUAUUUUGUCAUGAAUAUUCAGUCUUGUAAUGGUUUUAUCAAUCUUACUAGUUUUAUUAAUUUUUUUUAUAAUGAACUAUUACUUUUGGUAAUUCUUUCUAUUAUAUAUUUGCUUUCUAAUUUGUUAAUUUCUUUUUUCUUUUUCUUUUUUUUUUUAGUUUCUACUUCUCUGAUUAAGUUCUUUAUCUGUCAUCUAAUAUUUUGGACAUAUUAUUCAUAGUUAUUUCAGAAUCCAAGUCUAAUAUCUCCAAUAUCUAUACUUCCUUCAUACAGCUCUUUCUCAGGUCUUUUUUAUUACUAAGUAAUAUUCCAUUAUAUGGGCACACCAUAAUUUAUCUCUCCAACUGUAUGUACAUUUGGGUUGCCUCCUGUUUUGUCAUAUUGUGAAUAAAACAGCUAUGAACAUUAUUUUAAAGGUAUUUUUCUGGAUAUAUGCUUUCAUUUCUUUUGAGCAAAUACCUAGGAGUGGAACUGCUGAAUAAUAGGGUAAAUGUACACUUAACAUUAUAAGAAACUGCCUAGCAGUUCUUUGAAGUGGUUUUAUGAUUUUACAUUCCCACUAACAAUGUACAAGUGUUCUGGUUGCUUCACAUACUUGCCAAAAUUUCAUGUCAUCAGCGUUUUUGACUUUUAAUUAUUCUAGUGGGUUUGAAAUGACAUCUCAUAUGGUUUUAAUUAGCAUUUACUUGAUGACUAAUGGUAUUGAAUGCUUUUUCAUGUGCUUUUGGCCAUCU